This is a messenger RNA of Spirodela intermedia, 4106 nucleotides long. Lineage: Eukaryota; Viridiplantae; Streptophyta; Magnoliopsida; Alismatales; Araceae. The record is from the annotation of a GenBank genome assembly.
AUGGCUUCUAAUGUUUCAACUCUCUUUGGUGAUGGAAUUGGAGUACUCGCUGUAGACUGCAACGAACAAAGCUUAAAAGAUAUAGUAGGAAAGCUUGAAAGCUACGGGUAUACAGGUAAGCAGCUACAUCUGAAAUCAUUUGUUUAUUCUCUCCCUUUGUACUUACCUAAGAUAUGAUAUGGUACACUGAGUAUUCAAAUUUGAAGAGCUCUUAAGGAAAUGGAUUCCAUGUUUAAUGUUUAUUCCCAUAAUUAUUUUUUCCCAUAGUAAUUUUUAAUCUUAGAUAAUUUUUAAGAGUUGUCACUGGCUCCCACACUCAUGCAUCAUGAGGCAUACGACUGGAGACGGCGAGGAUGUGGGGUAUAAGGGACAUGGGCGCAGGGGUAGUGGAUUGAUUACACCGAAAGAGAGACGCUGAGGGGCUAGUAGAUCUAUUAUAAAUUGAUAAAACGAUGAAUCGAUUGAUACCCCUUUUAACAUUUUCUUAUGGUUGUUUACCCUUUCGUCAUUGUGGAAAUAGGACGUCGGCUUUGUUUAAGGACGAGAUGGUUUCUGGGAGAUCGACUGCCUAACAUGCACUUUCAUUCAGUGACUCCUUGCUCUAGGGUGAGCUCUGCGCUGGACAUUCUAAACAAGGCCAACGGCAGCUUCAACCUAGUCCUAACCGAAGCUCGAAUGGUGGACAUGGAUGCGUUUGCUCUUCUUGAGCAGGUCAAGUUGACCUUCGGCAUCCCAGUUAUCAGUGAGUACAUCCUUCAACGGUGCCAUUAACCUCUUAAUGCUGCCCAGCACCGUACUUAGUUCAGUUCUGCGGUGCAGUGAUGUCAGCCGGGGGAGGGCUAGGGCUGGCGAUGGAAUGCCUCAACGCUGGGGCCUCCUUCUACCUCCAGAAACCCCUGGAUUGUGCUGCUGCUGCAACGAUCUGGCAGCAUGUCUCAUUGAAAAGGAAAACGUUCUCAGCCGCGACUGCGCAGAUACUGGAGAACAGCGGUCCUUCAUCUUUCUCAGCGGAGAGAGGAGAGAGGAGGGGUACCGGAGAAUCGCCAGCCAACUUUAAAGAAGAGGUAGACGAAGACAGGGAUAAUGAAAAGGACGAUGAUGUGAUAAGACGACAGGAAAACACGGUAAAACAGAAGACGGGGAAGAGAGUGUCCUGGACGGGGGAGUUGCACCUGCUAUUCACGCACGCUGUCGACAAAUUAGGCAUCAAUAGUGAGCGCCUUUCCAACCUUUUUCCGUUCGAAGCGUCUUCUCCACUGUCGCUUAUAUUUUCCUUCAUACAACCAAGUUAUCUCUAGUCUGACCACCUAUCCACCUCCUCCGUCCUCCCCAUUACUCCACAGAGGCGACCCCAAAGAAAAUAUUGGAACGGAUGAGGAGACCGGAGUUGACUCGCUCCAAUGUUGCUAGCCAUCUGCAGGUUUGACUAGCAUACUUCCUCCCAUACCCAUCUUGGGAAGCAUUUUCUGAUAAAUUUCUCGUUAUCUUUUGGUCAAUCAACUACACUUGGAAAUGCGCAAUGUUUCUAUUAUGAUGUUCCAUAUUCAAACAAAGUCCGCAAAACUCUAUAAUUAAACUGGUUGGCUUAUUCCAGUCGUCUGUAAUUCAUUUGAGUUAAAACAACCUAGUAACUUACUUUUAAGAAUUGAAAUUGGUUUUCUUAAUUUACGUAUCACAAUUAUGCUCGCAUUAUAGAUCUUAUUGCAAAUUGCCAUUAAAUAGAUGGGAGUAUCGCCCACAUUGGAACCUGCGAUUAAAUAGAUAAUAAUGGUUUACUGUAAAUCAGCUUCUUUUUCUGACAGUCUAAUCACUAAAACAUAUCCUGUCGAAAACGAACUAUCACUGUACCGCCUGUACUUGACGAAAUAAUGGAACAUAUCAACAAUGAUAGUUUCCACCUCAACGUGAAAUAAUGGAACUUAUCAACAAUGCAGAAGUACCGCCUGUACUUGACGAAAAGCAAACACGGGAGCAGGAAAAGGUUUUAUGAGUUUUCCUUGAACAGGAAGCGAUCCGUUUUUGAGUCUGGUCCCAAACAUUUGACGAAGAGCCACCGGCUUCAAAUGGAAGUCUUCAGUGAAGGCCGCUUAGCUGACGACCGGAGACCUGUGGAGAAGGAGGUAGAAUCCCAGUCUGCAAAGAUGCCUUACACGGGUCUCCCCGUCAAUGUGCAGGGAAGAACUACAGGAGAGAUGGACGUGCCGCGGCGGUCAAUACCAUGGCCCGGGAUCAACCUUCCCGCCAUCUCCAGUGAGAUAAACACCUUCCAUUGAGAAGGCUUUGAUCAUUUGUUAUGCGGUGCAUUCAAUGACUCAUUACGUUUCCAGAUGCAGAUAUUCUAAGUUCAAAUCUGAAUGAGGCUAGGCAGCACAGAGAUUUCGGCCGCAGAAAGACCUACGUCGGUCUCCAGCUUCAGGAUGGUAUUGGACAGAUCAGACUGGCUCAGGAUACGUAUUUGGAACCAGAGCCGAUAAAUCCGGCAAUCGGAGGAUCACAGGAUGAACAUGUGGACUACAUGAUUCUUGAUCAGCUUCUGCAAGAAGAGGUUGCUGCUGGUGAGAAGAAAAGCAGUAUGCAGAUGGAUUUCCAAUCUUCAAGCCCUAAACAGAGUGAUUCAAUGACCCCCAGCAAUGGUUGGCAUCUCUCACCUGAUAAACCAGUUGAGGAGCUUCAGGCGCGGAAUGAGGUUUCAACCAAUGACUUUGUGGACAUUGUGCUGGAUAAUAUGAUGGGUCUUCUGUUAGAUCCUCAGGUAGUCAUAUCAUUUUUUCCUGGAUUUAAAAAAUGUCCUUAAAAUUGUUGAGCCAUCAAACUGGUAGAAAAUGACUUGAGUGAAACUGUCGUAUACUUACUAUUAUGUUGACCACUGUAGGGUACUGUAGCGUGAGUAGUCGAGUACAUUCCGUCUUUUAAACAGUCACAGAGACAGCAUAGGGAGGUGCUUACAGUACAACUAUGAUUGAGUAAAAUAAUCAUUAUUUAUAGCAUGUAUUUAAUAUGUUUGAUUAACAUAGAUCUAUUCUAACGAUCAUAUGUAUUCCAUGGGUAACACUUUUUUGGCGCUUACUGUUUUCCAAUUUGGUCCUUUGAGCACCAAAAUGAUAUUAUCGAGUUGGAGCAUUUUAGACGUCCUCAGGACCAAAAGUUUAAUACAAUUGAAUUCAUACGAACUUUAUUAGGAUCCCAUUUUUUGUCUAUUUUUAAUUAAAUUUGAAAAAUGUAUGCCGACUAACAUGUUGCACUUGAAUUGUCAGGAUGAGGACGAUGGGAAAUUUUAGGAGGCAGUUAUUUCACUGCCUUGCAGAAUAAAGUCUGGCAGACAGACUUGAGGGCACGGAUCAGUAAAACAAUUUUGCACUUGUUUAUCAUUUCUUUGAGGCAUUUCUCGUGCAGCAGCUAUCUUCUAUAUUCCUAGGACCUCUCUCUCUUCUCUCUCUCUCUCUCUCUCUCUCUCUCUCUCUCUCUCUCUCUCUUCACAUGCAGCUUGGAAGUAACAUAUGCAAACCCCAAUUUCAAGGAAAAAAUAAUCCCGUCCUUGUUCUGAUUAUGUUUUGUGAGUUUCAAAUUUGAUACUGUGGGACCUUUUACACAUUUUAUUGAUGUUUUCUUGGUGCAUUUAUGUCGUCAUAAUUCAACAUUUAUCGGAGAUUAGCAUAGUUGGAAUGCGUUCUAUUGAAUAAUGCUAAAAAUGAAGUACCGACAAAUUCUUUGACAAAGACGUGGAACGGAAGGGGCAGAGGGAGAGUUGAGACUGGCUUAGCAAUCCAAAAUGUAGGAAAUCCGUCACAUAUGGGAUUCGAUUGGUUUCGGCCGCCCCGGGCAAUUCUGGGCGUAAGAUGACAACAGGUAAGCUUAGUGAGAAGGAGCUGCCUCCUUGGUCUAGAGGACUAUUGAGGUUUGUUGCACAAUAUGGAGACAAUGUGCACAGCUUCUCCAUCCCUCCCAAAAGGAUGCUCUUCCAGAUCACCAGUGAUGCCACCACGUCAAAGAGCCUUCGUGAAGCAAAGGGCAUGAACAUGAAAGAUGUAAUGAUUUGGAUGCUGCUAAUUCUUUGGUAUAAACUUUUUAUUCUUAGACGAGUUGCUAUAAUUAUGGUGGAUGGCUAA